Messenger RNA from Eleginops maclovinus (Patagonian blennie), 5800 nucleotides. RefSeq names its product coiled-coil domain containing 13 (gene ccdc13). The transcript is spliced from 14 exons. Gene Ontology annotation, cellular component: centriolar satellite. Bases 664 to 2235 code for a protein of 523 amino acids. Gene Ontology annotation, biological process: cytoplasmic microtubule organization; non-motile cilium assembly. The record is from RefSeq and is a predicted model, not a curated record. Lineage: Eukaryota; Metazoa; Chordata; Actinopteri; Perciformes; Eleginopidae.
AGAACUCACAGCUAUGUUUAAUAGUGAAAGUAAGAGCAUUUACAUACGCACAAGGCGAAGGCAACUCCAAAUAAAUGUUGAGACAUUGCAGAAGCUUGUGGAAACGAUGCCACAGCGAAUGCGUACAUCCAAAGCUAAAGGCGGUCCAACGAAAUAUUAGUGUGACCUUUUUGUUGGCCUGGCAGUGUAGUUUGUUUUAAUCAAAAUAAUUCAAAUUAAGGAUUCCAUUGCCAUUUUUAUUUAUAAAGAGUUCAAAAAUCACCAGAGACCCAUAUUUUCCAUGACAGCACAAUAAAUGUGCUUGUGUGUAUUUGCAUAUGAUUGAGACUUAUAAACACCCUUCGCUUUUUAAAGUAUGUCGCCCUCUUGUGGACUUUUAAGAUAUUGCUUAGUAAUACUAUUCACAUGGGAGAAAUACUUUUCAUCACACUUUAAAUCACACAGACAAAUGUGUCUGGUUGAGCACUGUGUUGGCCUUGGGGUUACCUGCUGUUACCUGCUAUGUUGUUCCCAGAGCUACAUUAUUGCUCUCGCGAGAUCUUGUCCCACGUCUCUAGAGUGCCGUUGCUAUGGACACAGUAGCGUCGCAAUCAGAGGGGAAGGGUAUUUCUAAUGUAUUUAAAAAGACGUUACUUGGACGCAUGUACACGACGGUCUUAGAUCAUGGAGAAUGAGGAUGAAAUAAAUGACAUGAGACUUCAGUUCCAAGCGCUACAAAGGCAGCAGGAAAGAAGAAAACUGGAUAGGAAAAAGGAGAAACGACCAGAUGAGCUUGAUGUCAUUGGAACCCAGGAUGAUUUGGAUCUAUCUAAGCAAGGAAUUCAGUCAGACAAUGUCGAACACAGACUGCUGCAGAAAGACAAACAACCUUUGCUAGACCAGCUGAGGGAGCUAAAGGAUGAAAAUGGUCGACUGUUCAAACUACUGAGUGAGAAAGAUUUUGAAAUUAAACACCUGAACAAGAAAAGGGAAGAAGAGCGAAUGGUUUUAGCAGGCACAUCAGGGCUGGCAGGGGAUAUCGCAGCCACCAAGAUUGUCGAGCUGUCCAAGAAGAAUAGAGAACUUCAUGCUGAAAUUGAGCGGGAAAAAAUUAAAUCCAAGCAAAACAGCAACAGAGUCAAAGAUCUUGAGAAGGAGCUGCAGGCGGCUUUGGCGCUCUUUCCACCUGGGCAAAAGAUUGAUACAAGGUCACAGCAUAAGACAUAUGAUGACUGUGAGCAGGAACAUCCAAUGGUGAAAUCUCUUCAGGAAAAGUUAGCAGCUGCCCAGCGGAAAGCAACUGAGUAUCGAAACCAGGUUCAAUCCGUCAAACAGGAGCUUAAAGUAGCUCAGAAGGUUUUAACCAGUGAGAUUGGAGAGGAGGUCAACUUUCAGCAAUUACUGAACAGCCCUGGGAGCUUUAGAGGUCGCUCGCAGCAGAUACUGGCUCUUCAGACAAGGGUUCGGGACCUGGAGCAGCAGCUGAACCAGUAUACUCAGCAGAGACAACCAAGCAUCCUGAGUUUGGAGGAAGAGCUUUUUGACAAGAAAGUCCUCCAGAAAACCCUUCAUCAAGAGAGGAACCUCAGCUACAUCCGCACCAUGGAAAAGGAAAAGAGGGAGGCAUUUGAGAGGAUCUCAGCAGACUAUGAGGCCAUCCUGAAUGACCAUGAGGAUGUGAAGAAAAAGUUGGAAGCCUCUAAAGCCAGAAACAAAUCUCUCUCUACCGAAAUAAAAUCUCUGAAGGCCAAGAUCUCCACCCUCCUGGAAAAGGAAAAACAUGAUAAUGAGCUUGUGGAUGCCCUGCUGAAACAGCAGUUGCAGAUGCAGGAGGUGCUGAGACAGCUCGGCCAACAGCAACAUGAACAGAGCAAUGAGACCCAGUCAAGACAACAGCAGAGCAGCGAGCCUUUUCUGCACAACGCUCCUAUCCACAGGCUUAGACAGACAGUUGCUGAGAGAGAGGCCAGAAUCAAAGAACUAGAGGGCAAAAUACAGCAGCUUUCUGUCAAGGAGGAGAGCAUGGAGAGGCAGUCCAGCCUGAAGACAACACUUUGCAGUUCAGGGUUUCCGCCUGAAGAGGGAGACAUUGACAAAAUAAUAACAUGUUCAGGUUCUGUUUCUAAAUUUGGUCAUAAACUGGUGUUGCCUGCUGUGCAAAGCAGUAUAGAAUUCAAAGAGAAAGAGAUGAACCAGGAGGAGCGCCGCAGGAUCCUCGAACAGCAGCUGGAGUCAACACAAUGUGAUCCAAAGUAAGGACUGGGCAGUCAGCAAGGGUAAAACUGGUAUGCCAAGAACUCCGCCCCUCAGAAGCAGUUUCCCUCAGCACCAGUGUGGCAGGAGUCGCCGAGCAACAGGAACUGUUAGAUGGUCCUAAAAAUUGGUUGUCAUUUGUCAACAUCUUAUUUUAAAAGAAGCAAGAUUUUUUUUUUCCAACUCAAGAUUUUCACAAGAAAACGGAAAUAACGAUGCCUGGCAAAGGACAUAUUGCUUAUGGACAGUGCUCAUUUCAACCCCUCAUGUUGGGGCAGCACAGAGAUGUCCAUGUUGCUCUUUUAUGUUGUCUCCUGGUUGGUCAUUUAGCUGGAGGAAACACAGGCGCUGAGGGCAUUGCUAAAGAGCACUCUCCACCAUGACCGGCAGCUCUGCAAUGACGUGAUGAGACAAGCCAAGCGUGUUUUCCUGCAGGCUCUGUGACAGCCCAGACUAGACACUAACCAGGGGAACCAGCCAGUCCCUGCUCAACCUCACUUCCAGCUGAGCACUACCUUCUCCUGUCACAUGUGACAAACAGCAGUCUGCAGGAAACAGGCUCUCCUCCUCUGCCACAAAAAACAUCACACGGAGCUAGGUCUUUUUCUCCUUAUGGAACCCUUCAAGACGGUGUCUGUUGGUUCCUUUGUGCUUUUGCCGUUUCCAACAUAAAAGCUUGAGUAGCUUGAGCAGCAGCGCUUUCAGCUUAACUGUGGUGUGACAAGUGUUCCUGCUGAUUACAGAAAUGUUUGAUUCACAUUUUCUCUGCUUGCAGUUUUCUAAAUGUUUUCCUCUGCGGGUAACCUGAAGUGCAUUAGCGGUAUAGAAAGCAACAGUCUGUUUUGUAAGCCAUCCGGAUGUCCAAUUUAAUCAAUGGAAGGCAAACCCAAUCUUUACCAAAUGUUUUGAGUAUAUUGUUUACAUUCAUGGCUAUGACCUUCCUAGAGUUAUGAGUUUUUUUUGGCUCCAGAUGGUUGUACAUAAAUGUGUGACAGGCCAAGCCAAAUAGUAAACACCCCAGUUAAGUUCACAUACAUUUCAAUAUUACUUUUAAAUAUUCCUGCUAAUCAUUUCUGACUUAAAACCAGAUGUGUGGGAAUAGUGGUUGAAAAUGAAUGAGGGCUCAAGCUACACAAACUCCCACUGUAGUCCUCCAUAGACUCCCCAGAGCAUGUCACACGUAUGUACAGAAUGCAAGCCUCGCUCCUCAACCCAAAGGUUGCCUGGAUGUGCGUAGCCUGGUGGGACUGCGCUCUACAUUCAUACUAACAUCCGAGUUAUUUUCUUCCGAUGUAGCCAAAAGGAUUUCAGCAGAAACCCCCCCUCCACCUUUCCUCUGCCUCCACAUCACGCUUAAUUUAAAACCAUGGCUGAGUUAGUGUGCUGCUUCAAAUACCGCACUAUUUCUUCCAGGACCCUGUGGGAGAUUGGCAGGUCCCCAUUGGACUGAGCGAGAAAAAGUGCCACAAGACAAAAAUAUCAGAGUUUGGAUGUGAUGAAGAAAGCCUUUAUGCUCAGAGUAACAAAAAACUGCUUGUGUUAAAUACCUCCUGGAUAGAAGGUGAGGAACGCUUUAAUGUAGUCGAGUGAGAUGCCAUUGUAGGAACAGAUGAGAUAACAUAAGCUUCAUGACUGCAUGCCUUACAGGAUUGCCUAUGAGGUUUUUGAAAUGUGCGUGAGAAAAGGUGACAUACAUGGUCCCUAACUGCAUUCAAUUCAAGAGAAAAUGUUGAACUUAACACAUUUUUGUUCAGUUGUGCUUUAAGUUGGCAGCAGCUAAUCGUGGCCAUGACUCUCUUGUAAAAGAGAUUUUUAAUCUAAAUAAUCUAAUAAUAUACGACCUCAUGAAUCAGUUUUGUAGAGCAUGUGGAACAUCUUCUCAAACAUUAAAUAUAAAGCUUGUAUUUGGCCAGGUGAUAUUGAGAUAUUACCAGCUAUUGAAAGUGAAUUCAUUCUCAUUGCUGUUCAAUUUUAAUUUCACUGUUUAAUUUCAGUUACAAACCAAUGUCACAGAUAAUGUGACUACUCUGCUUGAUUAGAUUUUUUAAAUAGUGUCAUCACUUUCAAAUAAAUUACACUUCCCCAGACAAUUUUAAUAUUGUUUUAUGUAGCUGUAUUACGCAUAAAGGUGUAGAUUUAUUCCAAAAUGCCCAAUAACCCACCAAACCAAACACAAACUUAUGUAAACACAGCAUACGUAAACAGCCUCACCUAUUUGUCAUUCCAGCUUUGAAUGACUCCUUUCUCCAUCCUUCUCCUCAGAGGUAUUCCCUCGUUCUGGACCAAUGCUUCCUGCAGACCAUUGACUGCAUCCAGAAAGUAAAGUAAAUAGUGGAGCCGUGAACGCAGAGGUUAAAGUUAGCCAUCAGUAUAUGAGGGAUCUGUGAACUUUACUCAGGCCAGCAAACGGUUUGUGCCUCUAUGAGUCCAUUCAUCUCCCACUGCCUCUCAUUUACAUGUAAUGGAAAGAAAAUAAACAGCGGUGUCCUAAUGUGCUCAUUUACAGUAAGUAGAAAUAAAGUAAUGGGCUGUUAUCUUUACUAAGCCAUUGGUGAAACAGUGAUAAGCACAAGUCAAAUGUUGAUCAUACUGUAGUGUAAAGCAGAAUAGUUGCUGACAAUGACUUCUACAAUAAAGUAUAAAGGUGUUUUACUACAAUCUUCCCCAAAAGUUUAGUUAAUGUCAGCUUUAAAAAACAAAAAGGCAGUUUGCAUCAUGUCCAUAGUCAAUACAUCUGCUCUUUGUAAUCCUUUGAUUAUCUCUGCAGGGUGGCAUCACUAGAUGGCAGUGUAGUUAGUCAUAUACUGCACAUCAACCUCUUCUGAUGGGUUGCUCUGACAGUCAGUGACUUGUUGUUGUCCAGCAAUAACACUCUCUGUAGCCAAAUAUGCCACUUAAACAAUUGUUGUGUAAUCUGUUGUACACAACAAUGAUGUGCUAUCAAUACAGUACAGUUUAGCUGUCAUUAGAAUUACCCAGUUGUGGUUAAAUCAAUAGAUAUUAAUAAAAACAUGAUCGCACUUAUUCUGAAAGCUACAAGAUACAGUGGUGACAUUUCUGAAGAAUAUCUGUAUUUUUUGCUACAAUGAAACAAAGUGACACCUAACAUAAACUCACUAUGAAUAGAAAAUGGUAUACAUUUUACUGUAGCUCCUCAAACUCUGACAAUGGCAUGUUCUCUGCUGUUUGCAGCUUUCUGCCCCUCAAAUCGCUGUACUAAUCUAGCCGUCACACUUGACUCUAAAAUUAAAUUGCUUCCCAUAUUCUGUCAAAUGUUCCGUCUCGGAAAUAAUCAAUUUCUCCAGGAAACACUCAACCUUACGUCUGAUGACCGUUUUGAAAAAGAAAAUAGCAGUUUUGUUUUAAUUCAACAUCUAGAAAUCUUCCACAUACAUUUGAGCAAUUUGAAAUGCCUCAAAAAAAUGACCCUUGUCAGAUGAAAGACAGGCAGUAUAUAUUUGUAGCCAAAGUCUUCCAGAGCCGGAUGUUUGCAUCAUUGGCUGUGACAUGUGUGUCCAUCAUCGCUCGUGUGGAUAUCCUUAAUAAUAAAUCACAACACUGUCACUUU